CAUGCGUGGCUUGAUCAUCAUACUUGGGUUCCUUUUAUCAUGUGUUUUUGGUGCGGGAGCAUAUAAUGAUGACAAUACAAAGGAUGUAGUCAAUUUAAAACUAGGAAUUUUAGAAGAGAAACUUAACGAUUUUAAAAGGAAUUUAUCGGUUAUAGAUCACUACUUAGUUGAUGGAUACAAAAACUUUGACAAGAAAGACUUUACAUUCAAUCUGGUUUCUUUGAAAAACACUUCACUUCUACCUAAAAGCCCUGAAGAAGCCUUGCAGAUAGCCCGCAAAUUGAUAUCCCUUGGUAAAAAAUUGGAAAAAUUAUGCAGACGCAAACAGUUGUUUCAUGGAAAACACAGAAAGUUUGUCGACCAACUCUGUGAAAUACUAAAGAACAAGCUUUUUGGAAUUUGGGCAAUUGAAGUGGAGUUUUCUGAUUCUACUAAGACAGUUGUUGAUGAUAUACAUUUACCAGAAAAUAAAUACGAUCUGUUUCCUAUGAUGCUCGGUGACCAGUUGAAUAUUGUCAGACACCUUCUCCGUUUAUUUAAACGAAAUAUAAAAGUAGAAAACUAG
Dimorphilus gyrociliatus is the source of this 565-nucleotide messenger RNA. The record is from the annotation of a GenBank genome assembly. NCBI's taxonomy places the organism in Eukaryota, Metazoa, Annelida, Polychaeta, Dinophilidae.